CUUUCAGACUUGGAACCUAGGACUGAGACCACAGAAUCAACUCCAAAAGAGAAUAUUGCGGAAGAGUCAUCCCCGGUGGUGAAAGUUGAGAGGCCUGCAGGGGCUGACUUUUGCUCCUCCGCUUUGGGGGAAGGUGUAGAUAGUGGGAGCCAGAAAAGGAGGGAGCAAAUAAAGGAAGAGAGCAAGGGAAGGCAGUUAACUAAAUCUCAAAAGAGUCCCACUGGAGCCAGAAGUGAUCACUGUAGUGAGUCUGGGGAAACCUUCAGUCCCUGCUCAAACCUCACUGAAGAGAACAAAGCCUCUGGGAAGCCUCAUAGAUGUCCUGACUGCGGGCAGGCCUUCACCAAAAACUCGGGGCUGACGCGGCACCAGAGGAUUCACACCGGGGAGAAGCCUUACGCGUGUGGUAAUUGUGGGAAAGCCUUCAGACAAGUCUCAGACCUGGUUAAGCACCAGAGGAUUCACACCGGAGAGACCCCUUACAAGUGUAACGAAUGCGAGAAGGCCUUCAUCUCGAAUUCUGAAUUUCACAGGCACAAGAGGACUCAUAGUGGACAGAAGCCUUACAAGUGUCAAGAAUGUGGAAAAGCCUUCAUUGAAAGCUCAGACUUUGUUAAGCACCAGAGGAUCCAUACGGGGGAGAAACCAUAUAUCUGCAGGGAUUGCGGGAAGGCCUUCAUUGAGAGCUCUUCCCUCGUGAAGCACCAGAGGAUCCACACUGGAGAGAAGCCGUACAUCUGUAAGGAGUGCGGCAAAGCCUUCACGCAGAAGUCCCACCUGGCCCUCCAUCAGAUCAUCCAUGCUGGGGAGAGGCCGUACCCCUGUAACGAGUGCGGGAGGGCCUUCACCGAACGCUCGGCCUUGGUGAAGCACAGGAGGAUCCACGCCGGCGAGAAGCCCUACCAGUGCGGUGACUGCAGGAAAGCCUUCACGCGCAAGUUCAACCUGGUCCUGCACCAGCGGAUGCACACCGGAGAGAAGCCCUACGUGUGCAAGGACUGCGGGAAAGCCUUCAUUGACACCUCCAUCCUGGUGAAGCACCAGCGGAUCCACACGGGGGAGAAGCCCUACAAGUGUGCUGAGUGCGGGAAGGCCUUCAACCAGAAGUCCCACCUGAUCCUCCAUCAGCGGAUCCACACCGGGGAGAAGCCCCAUCGGUGCGGUGAGUGCGGGAGCGCUUUCACUCAGAGAUCGACCCUGGUCAAGCACCAGAGGACUCACUCUGGAGAGAAGCCCUACAGCUGUGAGGAGUGUGGGAGAGCCUUCACCAGGAAGGGCCCCCUGGUCCUCCAUCAGAAGGCACAUGCUGCCACCAAGGCCGAGGGAGAGCGGGGGAGUGCCAGGAAUGCAGACCUGGCUUAGCAGGAAGUGCUUGCUUUUUAUCCAUGUAAUGAGCGUGAGGAGGCCCUCCCUCAAAGGGGGGCCUCGUGGUUCCUCAUCAGAUUAUCCGUGUUGGCAAGAACAUAGCAAUGAAACAAAUGUCAGAGAGCAUUUGUUCAUAAUUAAGCCUUAUCGUAACUGUAAAUGUAACAGAAGUGGCCAGGCCUUCUUAACCAUUAGAGGAUUUGUAAAGGAAAAUAGCCAUAUAAACACGAUGGCUCAGGGAAGGAUUUUCACUAUUCCUCAUACUCUGCUAAACAUCAACCCACAUAUACGUAGAGGAGCCUUCAGUGUAAUGUAUGCCACAAAGCCUUUUGUUGCAGGUCAGACAUUAUAGAACGUUAGCAGGGAAUGAACUGAAAAAAGUGUUUAAGCUCUCCAGGUGCCCAGCCCCUGGGCUAAAUGCAGUUACCGGAGCUUCUCUAAAAGAGCUCCUGCUUUAAUUCAGGAAGAUAACACAUAUAGAAGAGUUGAGGAGCAGUGAGAUUAGGAAGUCCCAGAAGUCCCGUGGGUCCUUCUGCCUACCAGAAACUUGACUCACCAUCAUUAGAAAGGGGAGAGAGCAGUCCAGGUUUUCUCUAGAGGGGAGAUUGUUUGAAAAACCAUAGAGAUUGAGUAUGGGAAGAGGCUGGAGUAAGGGAGCAUCAGCAGAAAAGUUGGAGAAGGAUUUGGGAUGAUUGAGGGGAAAACUUGCUCCUAGUGGGCACCAAUUCAUAGUCUUCAUGCCUCUUGGCAGUGGAGGGAGGAAAAAGAAGUCUUAUUGGUGUAAAUUCACAAAAAUGUCAGAAAUGUUUGAAAGUUUUUCCAUACUAUAUAGCUAGAUUCCAGAUAGUGCAAUUAAUGGAGCUUGUGAAGUAGUUGCAGGUAUUCAGGAUAACACUAUUUGAAGUUCUGAUUAUCUAAAAUAUGGAAUUGAUUCCAAUGGAAGUAUGAAGUACAUAUCAAAUCAUGAGACCACUUCAUGGAAGUCAUUAUUUGUAGUAAUUUGGUCCUGGUCGUACCAACUUUCCCCAGUAUCAGAGGAUUCAUAAUUGAUAAAAAAAAAAAAAAAAACCGAGCCACUUCAAAUUUGGUUCAACUAUUGUUUAUCCAUUAAUAAUUUUCUUGUGAUUCUUGAUUCAUUGUGUAAUUCACUUUGUUCCAUGAAGGAUUUCAAAACAUUCACUUUUAUUAUAAUUAAUAAAUUCAGUCUGGGUUCUGACAUUUUCUUUUUGUUGAUGUUGCUUGGGAAGAGUGAAAUCAGUCUUAACCUUCCAUGUUCAUGGGCCCCAGAAUUCUGUUUUCUGAUCAUAAUCGUGAAACUUUUACUUUUGUCUGAUGAGCCCUAUUUCGGUCUUUUUGUCCUCACAAUUACUUUCCAUCAGGAAUGUUUUCUCAUAGAAAAUGACUCCUUUUUAGCAGAGUCUUGGAGCAAGAGAUUUAAUGAGUUGGGUCUGUGGAGGGAGGAAUAUUCUACUGUUUGGGGACAGGAAGCCUCUGCAGAGGCUGGGAGAUGAAAUGUGGUUAAUGGGGAACAUCAGAACAGGAAUACAGACUGUAGGAAAGAGAGCAGUGUGAAAUCAUUCUGGAAAACUUGGUAGGAAGAACCAGAGUGUGAUAAAUUCUUUUGGCAAACCAAAGAAUGAUUUUGUUGAUCCUAAAGGGAGCCAGCGAUAGGCAAUGACCCUAUGACAGCUCCUGUUUUAACCAUCCCAUCAUAUAACAAGCCCCCAUUACAUCACCCAAAAUGCCCAAAUUGUUAUUCUCCCCCUUCCCCCCCCCCCCCCCAUUUCAUCUGUGACUUUAAGCACUACAUCUCAACCAUCCUCAUCAUGUUUCCGUAGCAGCACCCGUAAGCUGUCCCCCUCCUCACUAAAGACAUCACUAGUUGUCCAUUUGGGUCUCACAUCACCCUAGCCAGUAGGUUUGCGAUCUGAACUCUGGAAAUUUCGGUGCUGAGGGAAGGAAGGAGUCCAGUCACUGAAUGGAAGGAUGAGGAAUCUGUUUCCUCUUUGUAACCUCGAUCUUCGUUUUCCACCGACUCUCAGGAUUGGGUCCUCACCCCUGUAGCCAGCAGGAACUCAGUGGUAGGAUUUUCCCUGGACUGGUUCCUGUGGAAACAUUUGGGAUAAGAAAUCCUUGGGCCUGAGCUGGCAUAGAGAGCUCCGUCCAAUCUGGUUUCCAAGUUGUGCAGAAAUCCAAAGGGGGAAAUUCUUUUUGAGUUCUUCCCCUGCUGGGUGCAGAUCAACCUCGCAGAAAUCCAGCUUGAUCAGCCCUGUAAAACCUGAAUAUUGUAAACAGCGGCAGCAGAGGGGGCAGCUCUGGCUCUAGUCGUUCAUCCGUUCAACGCUUACCUUAGAAACAACCCAUUUCCUAACUGGGAAGUGCCAGCUGGGGGCAUAACUGGUAAUGCCGUGGGGUAGGGAGGGCAUGAUGAGGGUGAUUGAGAAUGUGGUUGGAGUCAUGGCAGAAGGUAAGCUGAAAACAGGGAGGAGGGAGGUGGUAGGGAGCAAUUUGAGCGUUUUUGGCGAUGUAAGAGUUGACGUGUGAUGUGAUGGUUAAAUCAAGUGAGAGCAGAGGAGGUUGGAUAAUGUCACAGAGCCCGUCAGCCCGCAUGGCAGCUGACAACUCACGAGGCAGAGAUUUGGCAUUUGCCCCUUUCCUCGGUGCCCCCACAGUUCCUAGGGAGGGUCAUGUCCUGGAUGGUGGCUUUAUCACCUUUAUUCCUGUACCACUCCCUACUGUUCUAUUAUUCUUGGCAUGGCCCUUUUAGACGAUAUGGGACUUGACCUUGGUGAGGAUGCCUGACUGGAGGCUGCCUUAUCUUUGGGGUGGCUGGUGCUGCUUCCACUUCCUGUAAUGCAUAGACCUCAAGAGAUCCAUUGUGAAGUGUGUAGAUCCAGGAUUCCUUCCUCUGGAAGGGCCAAGCGAGACCUGGAAUAAACCACUCUUUUAUCUUCUCACGUUUGGGUUUUUAUUUGCAUUUUGGUAUGGUUUUUGUUUUCUUUCUGUUGGAGAUUUUUUCUCCUGUGUCAUAGUCUUAUAUCCUCAGGGUCAGGAUUGCCUGGUAAAAACCCUACAUACAGCCUAGACUCAGGAAGUUUUGCUCUUGUGACCCCAUUUAGUAUAUUCUUGGCAAAGAUACCAGAGCAGUU
Molecule: messenger RNA, 4514 nt
Organism: Sarcophilus harrisii (Tasmanian devil)
Lineage: Eukaryota; Metazoa; Chordata; Mammalia; Dasyuromorphia; Dasyuridae
Product: zinc finger protein OZF
Exons: 1
Biological process (GO): regulation of transcription by RNA polymerase II
Cellular component (GO): nucleus
Molecular function (GO): RNA polymerase II cis-regulatory region sequence-specific DNA binding; DNA-binding transcription activator activity, RNA polymerase II-specific
Source: RefSeq, a predicted model, not a curated record